Rosa rugosa (rugosa rose) is the source of this 749-nucleotide messenger RNA. Its product is annotated as large ribosomal subunit protein eL21z/eL21y. Gene Ontology annotation, biological process: translation. Gene Ontology annotation, cellular component: ribosome; cytosolic large ribosomal subunit. The record is from RefSeq and is a predicted model, not a curated record. The coding region runs from base 81 to 575 and encodes 164 amino acids. Lineage: Eukaryota; Viridiplantae; Streptophyta; Magnoliopsida; Rosales; Rosaceae. The transcript is spliced from 2 exons. Gene Ontology annotation, molecular function: structural constituent of ribosome.
CUCUCAGAAUUCUCAUAUUCCCAGCCGCUCCACAGAAAACCCUAGAGAGUGAGAGAGAGAGAGAGAGAGAGCAGCUCAAAAUGCCGGCUGGACAUGGUCUCCGAUCACGAACCAGAGACUUGUUCUCUAGGGCCUUCAGGAAGAAGGGUUACAUCCCACUCUCGACUUACCUCAAGACCUACCGGAUCGGCGACUUCGUCGACGUCAAGGUCAAUGGCGCCAUCCACAAGGGUAUGCCCCACAAGUUCUACCACGGCCGCACAGGUCGCGUCUGGAACGUCACCAAGAGAGCCAUCGGAGUUGAGAUCAACAAGCAGGUGGGUAACCGAAUUAUCAGGAAGAGGAUCCAUGUGCGUGUGGAGCAUGUGCAGCCAUCCAGGUGCACUGAAGAGUUCCGUUUGAGGAAGGUGAAGAACGAUGAGCUGAAGGCAGAGGCCAAGUCUAAGGGUGAGGUCAUCAGCACCAAGAGACAGCCAAAGGGUCCCAAGCCCGGUUUCAUGGUUGAAGGUGCAGUUAUGGAAACUGUUACUCCCAUUCCUUAUGAUGUCGUCAAUGAUCUUAAGGGAGGUUACUAGGUCUACAUUUACUUGGCUUUGUUCACCAUCCGGACUAAGUGGAUGUCUCUUUAGUUUGUCCUCUUAUAAAUUUUUGAGAUAUUUUUAUUUGCUGCAGAAGUACUGGUUUAGUUUUGAUUAAUGUGUUUUGAUACAUGUGAUGUUUUGAAGUACAAUCUUGUGCGAAUCUGGAAA